AUGUGGGGUGAAAUCGACCCUCCCGUGAAAACACAGCCGAGUUCGUUUGAGAGUGAAGACAAGAGUGAAUUACCAGAAGAACCGGCGACACCGUCCCCGAAAUGCGACCUUUACCGCCCCACAGAGAGCCAGCAGCCACGACAAGACGGCCAGUGCGGGAGCCAGGCUGAGUCCCAGUGUGUAAAUGACAUGGUGGAGGCCAUAGCCAGGAGUGGAAGCCCGGUGAAGAGCCAGCAGAUAGGAGAGGCUGAACUGACCCUAGAGGAGCGCAGAGAGGAGCUGCUGCAUCAGUACAGGACCAGACCGCUGGUGUUCCUGGAGAGGUACCAUACCUGUCUCAGGCCCCAGAACCUGCCAGCGUUCGCCCACGUCUGCUCAGAUCCAAGGGCUCAGCACUACAGCAAAGUGAUACAGAGGCGAGCCGCGGCAUGCACCAACAGGACCAGGGUUCGAAACCAGCGCUACGCUGCCCUCAGGGCCCUGCAGUCGGAGGGUCAGUAUUUCAGUGAGGAGCAGAUGCGGAUGAGGGAGCCGUUGCUGUAUGAACAAUAUAUUGGCCAGUACCUGACGGAUGAUGAGGUGUUGGAGCGCUCCCAGGAGGCCAUGCAGGACGGUGCACAGCAGGGACCAGGGGCACCAGCGGGAGGCACAGGAGGGCUCGCUCACCUCCUCCUCAACUCCUACCAGGAGCGUCUCAUCCAGAGUCGUCUGCAGGAGGAGCAGGAGAGAGAGGAUGGAGCACAGGAGGAGGAGGAUGAAGAAGACGAUGAUAAUACCGUCCAGCAGCAGGACUGGGAGCCCAACGCUGAGGAGAAGGCUCUGCUCAGGGAGGAGUUCAUCAGUCAGAUGCACCAGCGCUUCUUAGAUGGCAAAGACAAGGAUUUCAACUACAGUGAGGUGGAUGAGAACCCAGACUAUGACAACUUGGACAUAGUCAGUAGAGAUGCGGAGGAUAAGUACUUUGAUGACGAUGAUGAAGAUGAGGUGGAAAAUGAUGAAGAGGAAGAAUAUAUGACUGAAUAGUGGCUGUAGUAAUAACUCUCAAACACUCUGCUCUGACUCAACUGUAAAUACAAAUGUACAAAAUAAGUGUUAUAUAUAUUCAAAUAAUUUGUUACACAUGCAAACAUAGCGGGUAAUAAAUACUGUUUUAGAGUCUUU
Messenger RNA from Micropterus salmoides (largemouth bass), 1161 nucleotides. RefSeq names its product coiled-coil domain containing 97 (gene ccdc97). Bases 1 to 1023 code for a protein of 340 amino acids. NCBI's taxonomy places the organism in Eukaryota, Metazoa, Chordata, Actinopteri, Centrarchiformes, Centrarchidae. The record is from RefSeq and is a predicted model, not a curated record. The transcript has 7 exons.